Messenger RNA from Pseudoliparis swirei, 1239 nucleotides. Its product is annotated as transcriptional activator protein Pur-beta-like. Lineage: Eukaryota; Metazoa; Chordata; Actinopteri; Perciformes; Liparidae. Gene Ontology annotation, molecular function: purine-rich negative regulatory element binding; DNA-binding transcription factor activity, RNA polymerase II-specific; RNA polymerase II transcription regulatory region sequence-specific DNA binding. Gene Ontology annotation, cellular component: nucleus. Bases 331 to 1239 code for a protein of 302 amino acids. Gene Ontology annotation, biological process: regulation of transcription by RNA polymerase II. The record is from RefSeq and is a predicted model, not a curated record. The transcript has a single exon.
CAAAGUAUGUCGACACAGUUCACCAGCUGAAGCCAGAAAAAAAACAUAAUGUCAUCAGUAUGUCAUAAAAACGAAGAUUUCACCACCAAAGGGAAUAGUUAACAACAAAAAGAAAGACAAAUAAACGUAGAAGAAGAAGGACUCGAUCUGACCAAUGGCAAACGAGAGAUUAUCACAUGUGGGUUUGGCGGGCAGCAUCAGAUAACCAAUAGGAAAGCUGUAACCGUGUAAACCCGCGGAAGUGGCGGCCGGUUGGGCCAAUCACGACGCUCCCUUGGAGGGGAGCGUGAAGGGGGCGUGGACUCAGGAGCGCGAGGGCGCAGAAGCCGAAUGGUGGAGCAGAAGAUGGCGGAUGGCGACAGCGGGAGUGAGCGCGGCGGGAGAGGCGGGAGAGGAGGCGGCGGCUUCCAGCACUUCCAGCGGGACCAGGAGACCCAGGAGCUGGCGUCCAAGCGCCUCGACAUCCAGAACAAGCGCUUCUACCUGGACGUGAAGCAGAACAGCAAAGGCCGGUUCAUCAAGAUCGCCGAGGUCGGAGCCGGCGGCUCCAAAAGCCGCCUGACCCUCUCGCUCUCCGUAGCCGCGGAGUUCCGCGACUACCUCGGGGACUUCAUCGAGCACUACGCCCAACUGGGGCCCAGCAGCCCGGAGCAAAUCGCCCAGGCGGCCGCGGCGGACGGCGGGCCGCGGCGGGCUCUCAAGAGCGAGUUCCUCGUCCGGGAGAACCGCAAGUACUACCUGGACUUGAAGGAGAACCAGCGGGGGAGAUUCCUCCGGAUCCGGCAGACCGUGAACCGCGGGCCCGGCGGCGGCUACGGCGCCGGGGGAGGAGGGGGGAACCCCGGCAUGCUGUCCGGCCAGACCAUCGCGCUCCCGGCCCAGGGGCUCAUCGAGUUCCGGGACGCCCUCGCGAAGCUCAUUGACGACUACGGCGGGGACGACGAGGAGCUGGCCGCCGGGGCGGGGGGCGCGGGCUCCGGGGAGCUCCCCCAGGGCACCUCCAUCAUGGUGGACUCCAAGCGGUUCUUCUUCGACGUGGGCUCCAACAAGUACGGCGUGUUCCUGCGCGUGAGCGAGGUGAAGCCCAGCUACCGGAACUCUAUCACGGUGCCCCUGAAGGCCUGGGGCAAGUUCGGGGGCGCCUUCAGCCGGUACGCGGAGGAGAUGAAGGAGAUCCAGGAGCGCGUCCGGGAGAAGGGCUUCGAGAGGCGGGACGAGUCCGAGGGGGACGACGACUGA